GGUAGCUGCAAAACCAAUCAAGUCAUAUAAAUCACAGUGAAACUCAAAUUCUUUCGAAUAUUAUAUCAAAUACACGUCUACUGAUUCUGCACUUGUACAAUUUACAUCUUCUCUUUUUUGAGAAACAUUUAUUGGGAAUCCUUGCUCUUGGGUUCUUAAUACACAUAUAUUUGUAUUUGUAUGUAAGGACCUCAGUAAUCAUGCCCUUAUACAAUUUACUUCAAAGCAUUAUAAAUGAAAAAAGAAAGAAAAGAGAUUAGUAACAUGAUAAUGGGAACGUAACUAAUAUCUAUAGAAAAUCAAUCGCCACUAACCAAGAACAGUUACAAGUAUGAAAAGACUUUUUGGGCAAGUAUAACGAGCAAUUAAAGAGAAUUUAUUUGAAAUCUUCUCAAACACGCUACACUAAUAAUCCCUAUCUCUCCUCUCCCUAUAUAAACAGAUCUAUUUCACGACUAAACUCCACACCUACAACAGUCAUGGAAGAAUCACACUGUUCAGACUUGAUUUCUAAAAGACAGCGUCUCGAUUCUUACAGAGCCGGAGAUAUCACAAACCCUAAAGGCGAGAGUUCUUCUAAGCUCGUCCAGUUUGCUGACAAUGUCGUCUACAGAUUGUACUUCAAAGGCUUGGUGAGCGACGAGGUGGCGGCGGCUGAGAGUGGAGAAAGGACCGUGACGGCUGGAUUCGGAGUCGCGAUCUGCGACGUGGCGGAUAACUUGUUGUAUGAGAUGAAGGAAUCACUGAGUGGCGGCGGCGAGGUUAAGCGCAGAGGAUUGGAGAUUAGGGCAUUGAUUCAUGGCUUAAGUGAAGCCUUCAACAUGGGGAUCAGACAUGUCAGGAUUCACUGCGAUGAUUAUCCCAUUUUUCAAUUCAUAAAUGGUGGAGACAAGCCUAAACAGAACGAUAUGCGUCAGCUAGUGAACGAAGUUUGUCGCUUGAAAGAAAAAAUGAACUCUUGUGAACCUCUUAUGGUUGCACGGAACGAUGUCAAGUUCGCUUUUAAGCUGGCUAGAGAGGCAAUAGUUUCUCAAAGCAGCAGCUUGGAUCUGAAGGCAGCACAGGGAACAACAUGUGCCAUCUGUCUCGAAGAAACCGAUGCUGGGAGGAUGUUCUCGACUGAACAAUGCCUUCACCGUCAUUGCUUUUCUUGCGUGAAACAGUACGUGGAAGUGAAGCUGCUUAGCGGAAUCGUGCCCACGUGCCUUGGUGAAGGAUGCAAGCUGGAGCUCACUCUUGAAAGCUGCAGCAAGAUUUUGACGCCUAGGGUGACUGAGAUGUGGAAACGAAAGAUGAAAGAGGAUUCGAUCCCCGCUGCUGAGAGAAUCUAUUGCCCGUAUCCGAACUGUGCAAUGUUGAUGUCCAAAUCUGAUCUUUCGAGCCACGCUGACCAAUCGAAAGUUCAAGAAUGUGUCAAAUGCCGUGGACACUUUUGUAUUGAUUGCAAAGUACCAUCGCAUACCGAUAUGUCGUGUGAUGAGUACAAGAAACUGCACCCUGACCCUUUAGUUGAUGAGCUAAAGUCUCUGGCAAACGACAAUAAGUGGCGUCAAUGUGUCAAGUGUAGGCACAUGAUUGAACUUUCUCAUGGUUGCAACCACAUGACUUGCAGAUGUGGAUAUGAGUUCUGCUACAAAUGUGGGGUAGAAUGGAAGAAGAACCAAAAUUCGUGCCCCUCGGGUUGUCAACGCACUGGCCAUGGUGAUUAUGAUGAUGAAGAUGAUGCUGAUGGUGACUCUGAACAUUCUUGUGAAGAGGAUAUGUGUGAAUGCUAUUAUGAUGAUGAUGGUGUUCGUUGGCGCGACUGGGAAGACUUUGUGGAUCAUCAACCUCGUGUCUAUGACAUGUCGCCGGUUCCUCCGGGUGCGGUGCAAGAGUAUGAAGCUUUUGUCAUUGAAGAAGGCAAUGAUGAUGAAUAUGACGAUUACAACAACUACGGUGGCCUAACGGAAUCUGACAAUGACGGAGGGUUUGAGGACUUCUACAGGGAUUAUUAUUCUCUUUAAUCUAUCUUUUUUUAUUAGAGUUGUUUUGGAAUACUUUUCCAUAUUUUCUGUGUUUCUUCCUUCGUUAUGUUUAAAUGAAAAAUUAAUUUAAGACAGUGUUUAAGUAACAUUAUGCUAAGAAAAAAAAGCUUUGCUCUUUUGGGUUGUUAAUUUUCUUUUUUUUUUUCCAUUGAAUGUUUUGUUUUUGAAAUUUUCAUUGAAAGUUAGAUGUAUCCUCUGCUCGAAAAUUCGCCAGGGGUUGUUCGUCGUUUGGAUUGGGCCUAGCGAAUUGUGAUGCGAAAUUGAAUAAAUAUGAUCGGAAGACGUUUAACACUCACGAUCCAGUUGUUGGCUAGGCAAGAUACAUAUCAAGAUUGACGAAAAGAAAUGUGUAUAUAUUAGUAACUGAAAGGUUACAGAGAAUAUGGGUUACAAUCUAACGGAAAGUAACAAAGGAUGAUAGAAGGAACCUGGCCGAAGAUUAGGUCUAAACCUCGAGGUCGAAUUGUUUUGGUAUGUGUGAACUUCUCUAUCUUUUCCUUUCUCUUAUCCUUUUGGUACUUGUUUCCUACGUUGCAUGGAAGCUUCAUCCGGACAUCUGCUUCCCGCUUUGGAACCGGAAUCGGAACCUUAUGGAAGCUUACGGAAUCUCGAUUCCAAAACGCUUCCAAAAUAUUCUCUUUAAAAACAUGUUGGAAG
Molecule: messenger RNA, 2684 nt
Organism: Brassica napus (rape)
Lineage: Eukaryota; Viridiplantae; Streptophyta; Magnoliopsida; Brassicales; Brassicaceae
Product: E3 ubiquitin-protein ligase RSL1
Exons: 4
Coding region: 480-2006 (508 amino acids)
Biological process (GO): positive regulation of proteasomal ubiquitin-dependent protein catabolic process; ubiquitin-dependent protein catabolic process; protein polyubiquitination
Cellular component (GO): ubiquitin ligase complex; cytoplasm
Molecular function (GO): ubiquitin conjugating enzyme binding; nucleic acid binding; zinc ion binding
Source: RefSeq, a predicted model, not a curated record